AUGAACGACAAUGUCAUUAGGGAGCAAUCAGUAAGCAGUAUGGAACAAGACCUUUCGUCUUCUCGCCACACGUCCCAACCCGCCCAGGAUACUUCAAGCUGGGGGACUUCGGCGGCAUCUGCUGGAAUGGGCACAUUUGACUUCACAUCUGCUCCCCCGGAUGUCUCGAUACCAUCAUUCGACCCUGCAGUUGCUGCGUUCGCCGACCUCUCCUUUACACAACCACCCACAGCGUCACCGUAUUCGCCCGCCAAAAACACCAUGGCCAUGGGAGGCGACCUGUCCGAUGCUUUUCAAGCCAAGGACUCUCAUGACAAGAAGAGGAUGAAGGUCGAAUCGGAUACACCUGCAUUGGAUUCCAUAGACUACUGGAUAUCAUUUGAUGACGACCUGGACAAGAUGGGUAGCUUCGAAAUAGACUAUUCCAAACGACCUGAUCUGCUCGCUCAAAACAGACCUGGUAUGGCAUCCGACUCGAUACCUGGCCUUGGUAGCGGGUUGUAUUCCACCUCUACUGCCCCCUUCCGAGAAGAGGACUUCUUCGAUGACAGUGCCUUUGAACAAGCACUAUCAGACGACGAGGAAAUGUUCGAAUCGACAACGAAACUCGGAGAGAAGAUGCCACAGCUGGACAACACAUCACUAUCACAACAGUCCAUCAACAGCGAUCUUCCACUUUUCAACAAGCCCCAAGGGUCGGACAAAUUCCAACCUGGGCUACGUCUUGCGUCCACAGGAAAGGAUAUAUCUAGACAAAUGAGACGGAGUGUCUGUCCUCAGGUCCCGGAGCCCGAUAUCGAUGAACAGAGACGCUUUCUAGAAGAAGCACUCACCUCUGGGCGGAUUCCCGGUGCACUGAUCCCUCCCAACGGAUUUGGUAUAGGAUUCGGUGCUGGCAUGGGGUGCAGGCCGCCGCAGGAAUUCGAAACCCGAUCUCUCAGCCCGAAGAGCAAGCCCGACGAGCGUCCGGGCAAGUCAAAAAGUGCAAACAACACCAGAAACGGUGAUACAUCGGACGAGCCUGAAUCAAAGAAGCCAGCGAAGCGAGGGUCGGCUGCCAGGGCCAGCACUUCCAAGAAACCCUCCACGGCGGGGGCACCGAAGGCUCGAUCCGCGGAUCGAAUAGCCCACAAUGACGUUGAGCGAAAAUAUCGAACAAACCUGAAGGACAAGAUCGCGGAAUUGCGUGCGGCCGUACCUGCGUUGCACGCUUCUGGGGGAGACGGAGACUCUGAAGGCGGUUCUGCGGGAGGCCAACAGAGCGGUGCCAAAAUCAGCAAGGCAAGUUGUUGUCAGUUUGUUUUGCAUUGA
Molecule: messenger RNA, 1311 nt
Organism: Pochonia chlamydosporia 170
Lineage: Eukaryota; Fungi; Ascomycota; Sordariomycetes; Hypocreales; Clavicipitaceae
Product: helix-loop-helix DNA-binding domain-containing protein
Exons: 2
Coding region: 1-1311 (436 amino acids)
Molecular function (GO): protein dimerization activity
Source: RefSeq, a predicted model, not a curated record